GUCACAACGGAUGUGAUUGAGAUGGUGCAGCAGCAGGGCGGUGCGGCAGAGAGGGUGAGCUGCCUCGGGGAGACCAUUCAGGUCGAUGGCAUGACCUUCGACGACUUGCAGGCGGAGGACAUCUUGGAUAUCUCCUCGGAGGGCGAAGGGCAGGGUCCCGUCGUUUCGCUCGUGGUCGUGGAGCACCGCCCCCCUCUCACGGCGCCCCAGCUGGUCCAGAUCGACGACGACAAUAAGCGGGAGAGCGUUAGCCGCAUGUGGGCCAGCAUGGCCGCCCACGGCUUCUCUGGCUGGACGGCGCGAGUCAGCCAGCCGGGCAGGAUUCACGCGGGCUGCAAGAUCAGUAAACGUGGCGCCGAUGACGGAUGAUGGUCUUGGUUCAAUGCUUGAUCGUUGCAUGAUGCCGCGGCUCGUACCCCUACGCCCGCCAGUUUGAGUUUGUGGUCUCCGGGACUCUCAUUGCCUAGCUAGCGUAACUCCCCCGACCGCCCCUCCGCCCGACGCGCGCGCGGCGCCCGUCGCCCCCCGACGGGACUGGCGCGCACUGAGUAAAAGAAUUUUACCAAAAGCCU
Molecule: messenger RNA, 572 nt
Organism: Emiliania huxleyi CCMP1516
Lineage: Eukaryota; Haptophyta; Isochrysidales; Noelaerhabdaceae
Exons: 1
Coding region: 22-369 (115 amino acids)
Molecular function (GO): molybdenum ion binding; catalytic activity; pyridoxal phosphate binding
Source: RefSeq, a predicted model, not a curated record